Python bivittatus (Burmese python) is the source of this 4872-nucleotide messenger RNA. It is a transcript of the gene FRS3, whose product is annotated as fibroblast growth factor receptor substrate 3. NCBI's taxonomy places the organism in Eukaryota, Metazoa, Chordata, Lepidosauria, Squamata, Pythonidae. Gene Ontology annotation, biological process: fibroblast growth factor receptor signaling pathway. Gene Ontology annotation, cellular component: cytoplasm. The record is from RefSeq and is a predicted model, not a curated record. Gene Ontology annotation, molecular function: fibroblast growth factor receptor binding; transmembrane receptor protein tyrosine kinase adaptor activity.
AGAAUGAAUACGAUUUUCCGCCUUUAUUCCUAUCAACUGGGGGAGAGGCAAGGCUGGCAGAUAUGCUGCUGCCCAAUCCGUUAAAAUCUAAAUUACCUCUCUCUUUUGAGGAAAACAGCAGUCGCUCCGGCCCGCUGGCGAGGAAAAAAAAAUCCAUUCCAAGUCCCGUCGUUCGACCGCGGGCUGAUUAUCUACCAAUCGUAAAGUCUAUGGUGGUUGACUGCUUCCCCUUUUCUCCUCGCCCGCCGAGAGCCAAGUCCUCCUGGCGGUGAGCGACGCUCUAGGCUGCCUCGUCUGCUCGCUGCUGCCGGCGUCUCCGACCCGGGCUGGACUUGGGCGAGGGACGCGGCGGCGGCAGCGGCGGCGGCUUCCGUCGUUCGUAGCCUGCGCCGCGCCUGGACGGUGCCGCAAGUAUUGACCUCUCGGACUCCCCCCUGCCCAAACCCGCGCCGUCCUCCCAAGUCACGGCGGCCAGAUUAUCCCGCAUCCCGACGUUGCCUUCGCCGUCCUCCGGCCUCCUCCUCCUCCUGGCGGUUCUGCCGCGGCGCCGGCGCCUGCAAGCCCACCUCGCUCCCACCCUUUUCCCGGCCAAGGACAGCGGUUUUCUCCCAUUUUCUUUGCACCCCCGUAUUCAUUGCCGCUCUUCUUAUGAUUCACUUGUUACCCUCAGAUUUCGGCAGUUUCUUCCCCUUCCUAUCCAUAGCUACAUUUUGCAAAUUAUUUUCUUGUAUUUUAAUCCGCAAUCCCUCUGGGGAGUGGAGUGGAGUGGAGUGGGGUGGGGGUGCAACAAUCUUUCGUCCUGAUUUUCCUUUUCCGGUAAUAAUUUUUGGAGAGAGAGCCGUUUGAAUCUAUGCCAGUAAACGCAAGGCAUUUUUGUGGCACUAUAAAGACUAAAAGUAUUUAUUAGGACAUUAGCUUCAUUGGAAAACUGUUAAGCCAUUGCUUUCCUCAACUACAGUGCUGCCUCACACAUAAUUGGCAAAUAGUCUAAUUUUGUUCAUGUGCCAGUAAGUCAACAUUAUUUGUACGCUCUGUGGUUAUCUUUUAAUUCUCUGUAGGCUUCUGUCUUCCUAGGACUAGUAAAUGUCUUGAGGAUCGUAUUAUACAGAAUGGCAGUGUAAUCCCUUUUUGUGUGACAGAAAGAACUUCACUUGCUCCAAAAAGACUAAUGUUCGGAACUCCGGGCCUGCAGAAACUAAGUGUGAUUUACAACCAAGCUGGAAGCAGCCAGCAAAACAGCCAAAUACAACAUGGAAGACAGGUGAAAGUUGGCAUCGUUUCUAUGAAACCGUAAAUGACUUCUUGGCAUCUUGAUUGCCAUGACACCCAACAGAGGAUUGUGUGGAAAAUGUGGGAAUCCUCCCCUUGAUAAACUGCUGACAGCCAUGGCUAGUUCCAGGGUUUGCCCAUUGUUUUGACACCAUGGGAACGUGCUGCAGUAGCCCAUGCCGAGACAGGGUUCCAGAUAACCACCCCACCAAGUUUAAGGUGACAAAUGUUGAUGAUGAGGGCAAUGAGCUGGGCUCAGGGAUUAUGGAAUUGACACAGAGGGAACUUGUUUUGCACACUCAUAAACGCGAUGCUGUUCGGUGGCCAUAUCUUUGCUUGCGUCGCUAUGGCUAUGAUUCCAACCUCUUCUCCUUUGAAAGUGGACGUCGCUGCCUGACUGGACAAGGAAUUUUUGCAUUCAAGUGCUCAAGAGCUGAAGAGAUAUUUAAUCUGCUGCAGGACCUGAUGCAGUGUAAUAGUAUCAGUGUGGUGGAGGAACCUGUUGUCAUUACAAGGAAUGCAGCUGAACUGGAGCUAUCCCGGACUCCCCAGACACCUGAUAUCCCAGGUUUUCCUAAUGGGUUCCACAGCUUCCCUUUGGAGCCCUCAUCUUGCCCUGCAGCCCGCCAUGCCCCCAUGAGUAGUCUAAGGCAUUCUUCAGUUGGGGAGGACUCUACGCAUGCUCUUAUUAUCCCUGAUGGGCAAUCCCACACCUAUGUAAACACAGCCAGCGGUGAGGAUGAUGUAAGGGGCCACCACUGUAUGCACUCCUUACCUGAAGUUCAUCCUCCGAUUCCCCAUUCCAACCAUAGCUGCUCCCUGGAGGACCGGAAUCCCCAGGUUUACCUUCAGCCAGGAGAAGUGAAGUUUGUUUUGGGCCCAGCCCUAGGUUAUAGGCACAUGAUGAAAUGUGAUGGCUACUGUCGGCCCCACUGGGAGUGCUCAAGGCAUUUCUGCACCCCUCACAACAACAACAACAAUGAGUACAAAGACGAGUGCCUCGCCCCCAAGUGUGUUUAUGAGAACCUCAAUGGUCUGCUGCCUUCUCGAGGAACCUUGCUUCGUCGGGGCAGUGGGCGCUUGAAAAUUCCUCGUGACGAUCUGAAUCCUGCCAGUUGCUCUCAUCGCCGGACCACCCUACUGCACUAUGAGAACCUGCCAUCACUGCCUCCUGUGUGGGAGUGCCAGCCCCUAAGACAGGGCCAGGAUGAGGACGACUCUGGUGAUGCAAUGACACCUUCCUCCAGUGGUUAUCCAGAAACGGAAGAAGAUGACCCUUUACGAAACUACAUGAACUCAGAAAGGGUUGCCCUACAUGGAGGUCUGCGCAGGGGAGGUUGCUUACAACGGCGCCGCAGUUGUACACCCAGUGUUUUCAAUUUCGACUUCUGCCGGCCCUAUUUGGAGCAGCCAAGGCAGCUCAAUUAUAUCCAGGUGGAACUGCAGGAUGAUCCUUGUAAAGGGCGCCAAAGCAUACCAGUCCCCCAUGUCCCAUGUGCGGCUGCCCAUCCAGCCCGCAGGACCAAUUCCUAUGCGGUCAUUGACCAUAAAAAGACAGCAGCCAUGUCCAGCUUACAGAGAGCACUGCCUAAGGAUGAUGGGACUUCCAGGAAAACACGACAUAACAGCACUGACCUGCCUCUGUAAGAAGAACACUCAACCCAAGCACCUCAUUGUGGCUUUUGUAUCUGCUCUUCAACAAAUCAUGUCACAUAACUGCCAUCUUCCCAUUGUGCCCCCCUGUUACUCAGUGUGAGUCACUGGAAUAGUUUCAUCAAGGUAACUUAAGAAAUGUAGCCUAUCUGUGCCUCUUCCGAGCCUCCUUUUCUCCUGCCAUAUAUUUUCUGAAGCUCUGCCAUGUGCUUGAUUACCUGACUUCCCUGAUGGCAGGGUGGAUAAUGGUACAGUUAGAGCUUGAAGGCUAGGGAAACUCUAUUUAACUUUUAUUUUUGAAAAUAGACAAAAAAUAUAUUUAUUUUUAAAUUUUGCAUUAACUUAUUUUUCAGAGAUACUUGUAUCAGUUUGUUUGUUUGUUUGUUUAUUUAUUUAUUUAUCCAAGUUAAAGUGCCCAGCAAAUGUAAUGUUGAAUUGCUUUGCGAUUAAUUCUUUUCUCUGUGAGAAUUAGGAAAGCAGUAAACGGAUAGGUAUAGUAUCAAGUUUUUUAACAAGUGUAAGGCCAGUUAUCAAAAGGCAGAACAGAGGAGGAGAUUCAGGUUGUCAGAGAAUGUAAUGCAUGCAAGAAUAGUUCUAAACUCAUGCAGUCCCAGGGGUGACUCAACAUGCUGACAAAGCCUAACUUCCCAGCUCCAAUUUCUGUGAUUGUACAUCUCAUAAAAUGCCUCUCUUCACCCUCAGAGCAGGAAUAACCAUGGAACUAUAAAUCACCCUAUCACCCUAACAAAUCCUUGGUGGACCUUUUUAAACUGUUGCUGCUUGCCUAAUAGUCUGGUAUAGUCUGUCUGAGAAGCCAAUAUUCUGAUGUAUAUUUAUAUGAUACUAUUUUGCUGGAAUCAGGUAGAACUUUUCUUCCUCCAUUUUGCUUUAUUGCCUCAAAUCCAACACUCUAAUAUUGUCCAAUACAUACUAUAUUAUGCCAGUGAAGCCCAGGCCACCAUUUGCAAAUAAUUGAUUUGGGGGGGAAAAAACCCGCAGCAUUUUGGGAAGCAAAGGACAAGCAAAGGUUUGCUUAUCUGGGACUUUCACAGUUACUUUAGGGUAGUAAUAAACCUACAAUAGGGAAUACACAUUCGGUGGUCAUUAUUUAUGUAUUUGCUGCUGUUGGCCUUCCCAGAGACAGCCUUUCCAGGAAUAAAUGCAUUUGAUCUAAAGUUCAGGCUUUUCUGAAAAACUGUUUCACUGAAGCCAUUAAUAAAAUGCACUGUAUGUGACACAAGCAUUACAGAGUUGGGGAUUAGGAAUCCUCUUGAUAGUAAGUUAUGAUUUCCAUGCUUUCCUUUCCAUAUCUGGUAAGAACUGUCCCUAUAUAAUACAGUUUUAAAAAAUGCUUUUCAUGUUCACAUUGUAUUGGAAAAUAAAAUGUUUGCCUGUUUUGUUUUGGAUUUCUAAUGUAAUCUAUCCCAAGGAGUCCAAAUCAAUACUAGUAUUUUGAGCGAUAAGCUUAGCGAAGCCAACAAUCUAAAGUAUUCAUAAUUUAGAUAAACAUUAAUCAUUACAAGCUGAUCCACACCAUUAAAAGCUUACUUGAACAAGAAUAUAUUGCAGAAGUGUUGAAAACUGCUUGAAAUUAUGUUUUUAAAAACUGGUUUUAAAGUCAUUUUUCUUAAACCUGUUUAUUGCAAAGUGCUAUUCUGAUUUGUUUGUUAUUUAUUGCUCGCCAUAUUGUCAUAUUCAGAAACACAUGCUUUGCAUGUAGAAUACCACAGGUUUAAGCAGGAGUGAGAAUUCCUGUCUGAAAUACUGGAGAGUUAUUGCCCAUUAACAUAGAUAAUAUUGACUUAGAUGAUCAGUACCAUGCUCCAAUAUCUUAUAUCCUUUAUUUUUCAGUCUCCGUUCCUGUGUUCUUCUGCAGCAUUACUGUACAGGUAGUUCUCAGUUUAAGAAUGAGUUCCAUUCCCAAGGUCUGUCCUUAAGUUGAAUUUGUAU